AUGAAAAAAGGAGAUACUGUAAAAGAAUAUGCUGCCAAACUUCUAGAAAUUGUAAACAAGAUAAGAUUAUUUGGUGAAACUUUUUUAGAUUCAAAGGUGGCGGAGAAGAUGAUGAUAAGCUUACCAGCAAGGUUCGAGUCCAAGAUUUCAGCAAUAGAGGAACCUUGUGAUUUGAAGACUUUAUCCAUCUCAGAGCUGAUUAGCAAGUUGCAAGCCCCAGAACAAAUAACAAGUAUAAGAGAUGAAGAAGUAGAAAAAGUGGCAUUUCAAACAAAUCACAAAGGCAAGCAACCUAUGAAGGACAAUAGGAGGAUGGAAGGAGAUAAAAUAGCAAAGAGAAAGCCAUGGAUUGAAUCUUCACAGAAAGAAAAGUUUCCACCUUGCAUCCACUACAGUGGAUGCACGAGUCACAUGUCAUAUAAUGAGCUCAUGUUUCACACACUUGACAAGUCACUUAAAGCUAAAGUUGGGAUGGGAAAUGGUGCAAAAUUAGAAGCACAUGGAAAGGGUUCAGUUUUCUUUCAAACUAAUCAAGAUACUUUGAUUGACAAAGUAGAAAUGGUGGAUAGGAUCUUUCCAGUUGAUGAAAAGUUUGAUAAUGUCAAUUUUGUAAGAUUGGACGAUUCAUGGUUAUGGCACAGAAGAUAUGGGCAUUUUAACUAUGCCACUUUAAGGUCUAUGUAUGAGAAAGGCUUGACUAAGGAUUUACCUAAGAUCUCACUAUCUAAAGAAGUUUGUGGGUCAUGUAAGAUGGGUAAGGCUCACAGGAAAGCAUUUCCUAAAAGUGCUACAUGA
Capsicum annuum is the source of this 795-nucleotide messenger RNA. RefSeq lists its product as uncharacterized. Lineage: Eukaryota; Viridiplantae; Streptophyta; Magnoliopsida; Solanales; Solanaceae. The record is from RefSeq and is a predicted model, not a curated record. The transcript has 3 exons. Bases 1 to 795 code for a protein of 264 amino acids.